This is a messenger RNA of Ictidomys tridecemlineatus (thirteen-lined ground squirrel), 699 nucleotides long. Its product is annotated as TPA-induced transmembrane protein. The record is from RefSeq and is a predicted model, not a curated record. NCBI's taxonomy places the organism in Eukaryota, Metazoa, Chordata, Mammalia, Rodentia, Sciuridae.
AUGAUGGAUGGACAAGAAAUUCUUAAACUUUUGGAUGCACUGUGGGGUCCCAGGAAGAUUGUGAUUAUAUAUUGCCAAGAUCAUCGAAAGGGAAAUACUGUGGUUUCACAGGGCGACCAGAGAGCUGACACAGAGGCCAGUCCCUGGAGCUCCUGCAAUAAGAAGUUGGUCGGUAAGUGUGAACUGUGGAUGGUCAUCACCUGCAUCUUCCUGGGUCUCAUUAUAGUGAUCAUCAUUGGUUUAUGUCUUAGUGGAGUAACUUAUAUUGAUGAAGAUGAAAAUGAAAUAUUUGAGAUAUCAUCAAACAAAACAUUCUUCAUCAUGGUCAAGAUUCCAGAAGAGUGCAUUACAGAAGAGGAAUUGCCUCACCUGCUUACUAAAAGGCUUGAAGAUGUGUACAGUAAAUCUCCAUCUCUGAGUCAUUAUUUCACUUCAGUUGAAAUAGUGAACUUCAGUGGUGAAAACGCCACAGCAACCUAUCACCUGCAGUUUGCGGUUCCAUGGGGAGAUGACGGCUUUAUGAAGUACAUGAUAAGUGAGGAGCUUGCACUGGGAGUUUUGCUACAGGAUUUCUAUGAUCAGAGUGUACCUCAUUGUGAGAGUCUGGGGCUUGAUCCAGCAUCUCUCUUGCUCUAUGAGUGAAUUGGUUGAGGCUGGUCUGUCAGAAGGUGCUCCUCUGAGUUUUUGGAGAGAAAAGAA